Messenger RNA from Nilaparvata lugens (brown planthopper), 3814 nucleotides. RefSeq names its product kinesin-like protein KIF7 (gene cos). Gene Ontology annotation, molecular function: ATP binding; microtubule motor activity; microtubule binding. Gene Ontology annotation, biological process: microtubule-based movement; mitotic spindle organization. Bases 330 to 3482 code for a protein of 1050 amino acids. NCBI's taxonomy places the organism in Eukaryota, Metazoa, Arthropoda, Insecta, Hemiptera, Delphacidae. The transcript is spliced from 3 exons. The record is from RefSeq and is a predicted model, not a curated record.
GUACUACAACAGAAAACUCAAAUUUAUUGGAGUGAGCGAAGUAAAAUUUGAUUGUUUUUAUAACAUAAUUUUGGUAAACUGUUGAUAUAAAAUUAGUGAUUUGAAAAUUCUACUGAUAAGAAAACUUUUAAUGAGAGCUGUCUGAUUAUUACCUAUAUUCUCUUUGACGGCACUGGUUUUUUAAUUUCGAAAGCAGUCUCCAAUAGCAGCCAACACCAUCUAAUAACCUCGGAGCAAACUAAGAACUUCCUGAUCUCUACUGCCUCAAUAAUUAUGAUCAGCUGCUGUAUAUUGAAUAUUGAUAGUGGCUGAAAUACCCGAUCAUCAAAAUGGAGUCUGACAUAAAGGUAGCAGCUAGGAUUCGGCCACCAAUCCAGUUGGGCCAUUCACGUGAAGAUGUGUGUCUCUAUGCGCUGCCUCAAACCAGCGAGAUCCUGCUUGCCAACCAGAUGUCAUUCUACGUGGACUAUGCCCUGCCAAUGGACUGUGACCAGAGUCAAGUGUUCGAUGCUGUCAUCCAGAAACGAGUGGAUCACAUGCUCCAGGGCUACGAUGUGUCUUUCGUCGCCUACGGCAAUGCCAACUCGGGCAAGACUUACACAAUAUUGGGACCAAGUCUGCACUGUGCACUCAGUGAGACGAAGUACGGCAUUCUUCCCAGAGCUGCUCGCGAAAUAUUCAAUAAACUUUUAACCUUCCGCCAACAUUAUGGUAUCCAGUUUAGUGUGAGUAUCAGUUUCGUUGAGAUUUUCAAUGAAGAAAUGAGAGAUCUCUUAAGUACUAGUCAGUGUAAUAAUAACGUCAAUUUGUAUUUUAAAACCGAUGAAAAAGGUCUGACCACUCUUGCAGGAGUUGAAGAGAUUGUUUGCCAAAAUGUGUGUGAUCUGUUCAACUGUAUUCGGACUGGAAUGAAUGCACGACAAACUGCUAGAACGUACAAAAACCCGGCCUCUAGUUUGUCUCAUUGUGUUGUUGUGAUAAAAGUGAAACAGAAGCGGUUCUCAAACCGUGGUCGAACUGAAGUGAGGUCAUCCCAGGCCCUAUUUGUCGAUCUGGCAGGUAGUGAACAGAUGUAUGUGAUGAGCCCCACUGGCCCAAUGCAAACCACACAACAAACAGUCACCAAUGCUGGAUUGGGUGUGAUAUCAUCCAUCAUUGCUUCGUUGUCUGGCCAAUGGCUGCCCUCCUCACCUUUCACUCAAUCUUUAUUGUUCCCCAUUCUCAAAGACUCAUUCAACGGCACUAUGAAAACUCUUCUGCUGUGUUGUCUUUCGCCAGCAUCAGCUGAUUACAGUGAAACUCUCAACAGUCUACGCCUCAUUGAUCAUAUCCACAUGCUAAACAAGUACACCUUUGUGAGAGACGAUAUAGCAUCAUCCAACUGUAGGAACGAUAACAAUGUGUUGAGGUCAGACUCUUUCGGUCUUGAAUUUGCAGCAUCCCAGUGGCUCAAGUUGGUUUCCAAUGCUGAAGGAUUGUUCAACAAGCUAGUCAACAAUGAUAACCAAAUGCCGGAAGGAACGAGGGAACAGAUUGAAGAGUGGCUGUGCCUGAAGCAGGAAUGUGAAGAGUGUAUUGUGACCGAGGAGAGCAAGACUAGCAGUCAUCAGAGGUUCGCGGGCAAGUCGCUGGAGAGAAUUGAAGAGGUCACCGAAACAGACACAAAAAGCCAGUCUGACUCCGGCAAUUCUACGAGCUCCUUGGAUUCAGAUGAAGACAAUGUAAGCGAAAGCAAAUGUAUUGAUGAGCAGGACGAACCAGAAGAUCAGAAUGAAGAGUUCGAUGAAGAUGACAUCUUUGACUUUGAAGAUGCUACAGAGAAUGACGAUUUGGGUGAAUCUAGUAGUUGCGCGAAUAAAAUUGGCCUACCUCCUGUAACUCUCUCUGAUAAUCUACUAGUAAAAUUGGAAGCUUCCUUCACCAAGUUCAAAAAUAUGACUGAUGAAUUGGUUGUGGAACAAAUGAAGAACAACUGUAGCAAGCAAGUUACUAAGGAACCGGAAUCGAAAAAAAUACCAGACCAAUCCUAUAUGUCUGCUAGAAGGAAAAGUAUAUUACCUGGUGAGAUUUCUGCUGGUUUAUUGUCUGGUUUGCCAUCUCAUAUACAAUCUAAUGCUAUCCUUGAACAUGAAGAGUUGACUGAUUUGUCUGAUGGAGAUAAUGCUAUAACUAAUUCGGGUGUUGAGAAACAGGAAGUGGUUGUUAGAGGAAAACUUGAAAAAGAGAUGAGUUUAGAACUUGGGGUGGGAAAAGAUCUCGAAAAAUCGAAAAGUAGUCGAGGAUUUGGAACAGAAAGCGAGAAUGAUGAAAGGUUUAAGUGGAUUGCAGAGGAGGAAGCAAGGUUACAACGUCUGCAAGAGUCGUCUCAAAAACUCCAAGAACAGCUGGAUAUAAAGCAGGAAUCGCUUGAAAAGCGGGAACAGUUUCUAAAGGAGAAACUUUCUCAAGAGAAACUGUCACAGGAUAAGAUAGCUAACGCAAAUAUGUUAUUGGGUAGUGAUAGAUUUUCACAUUUGGAACAAGUUUUGAAAAAUAAAUCUUCAAGUUUUGAGGAGACUGCUGUUGAUGCCAAAGAAGUGCUCAGGCACGAAAUUAGGAAUCUGAGGAAAACAAAGGACUAUCUCAUGGAGAAGAGGAGGAAUUUGGAUUCGAAGUUUAAUAAGGAUAAAGUUUUGACACAGUUGGAAGAGAGAAAGUUUAUCGAGUGUGAUGAAGCAAUUGAAGCGAUCGACGCUACGAUUGAGUACAAGAACGAGGUGAUGUGUGGAGGAAGCUGUGAACUGACGUCGGGAGAGAGAGAGAAGGGGGAAGAGAUGCUACUUGCACGCGUCAUGAAAUUGUCCUUGAUGGAAACGAAAUCUCUGUUGUGCAAGUAUUUCAACAAGGUGGUGGAUCUUCGCGAGAGUGGACGUAAGCUGGAGACCCAGAUCGCGGAAAUGGACCGGCAAUCGGCGGCGCAGGCGUGGAAGAUCCAGGAGUUGAGUCACACAUUGAAGCAGGCGAGGUUGGAGUAUGAGAAGAGGCUGAUUGCGGCGCAGAAAGACCACCAGGAGAAGAUUCAUUUGUUGUUCAGGCACUACGCCGACGAGCUGAGCAGUGUGAACUCGGGUGCAGACGAGUCGGACCGCUGUUGCCGGCAGAACAAGGCUCUCAAGCAGCGGUUGCAGGAGUUGGAUGCGAUUUACAGGGGCGGUCGCGGCGGAGGGGCUAGCUCGUCGUCGCCCGUUUACAGGGGUGGUCGAGGCGGUGGGGCUAGCUCGUCUCCCGCCUCCCAUCACAACGUGCCGGCUCGGCUGGACGAGACGCGUCCCUCUGAGAAUGGCGCCCUAGUCGCCUGUCAGCAGCCCAGUAUUCCUCAACACAAUCUCAAGCGGCUGCAGGGAUCGGCUAGCAGCUCCUCUACCAACACCAAGGUCACUGUCUUCAAGAACAAGCUCGUCAUUCAAAAGCAGGAUAAGGACAAGAAGAAACAAGCCAAGUGAUUCUAGUAGAGUAGUACGUAUGUAUGCUCACCAAUUUUAUUACUUCUAUACCUAAUAUAUUCUGUAAAUACUACAUCAGUCGCUGUUUUUAAGAAAAAGCUCUCCAUUCAACAGCAAGACAUCAACAAGAAGAAACAAAGUGAGUGAUUCAAGUAGAUUAGGCAGUAUGUUUUAUCAAUAGGGGUAUUCACAAUGUUGUUUUAGCCAGCUAAAGUGCUAUUUGCUAACUCUGGAUUGUGAACGCCCCAUCUAAAGCCAUCUGCUAUUAGCUAACUGCAAUAGAGUUCCAAGCGGAUAAUUUGUGUAACUCAAAGAUUAUAACCUCAUUUUUG